GUCAUAUUAUUGUCAUAUUGACAGCAGAUAAACAGGCAGAGAAUUUGAUUUGAUUGAAAAUUUUGAAAAUAAGGCUGAAAAUUGGCGGUAUUUGCCAAAACAGAAAAAAUGGACUUUAAUAUUGUGAAAUACAUGUGUAAAUAAAACGAGUUUCUAUAUGAUGAUGUUGAAUUAAUCCUCGUAAUAAAAAUGGAUCAUGAAAACCGGGUAGUGGUACUGAUUGAUAUGGACUGUUUUUAUUGCCAAGUGGAAGAAAAACUGAACCCUGAUUUUAAAGGAAAACCUAUUGCUGUGGUGCAAUAUAACCCAUGGAAAGGAGGAGGGAUUAUUGCAGUGAACUAUGUAGCAAGAGCUAUGGGAGUAACCCGACACAUGCGGGGGGAUGAAGCCAAGGAGAAGUGCCCUGAGAUACAGCUGCCAUCAGUACCCUGCCAGAGAGGGAAAGCAGAUAUCACAAAAUACAGGGAUGCUGGUAAAGAUGUAGCAAAAAUACUUCAGAAAUUCACACCUCUGCUGGAAAGAGCGUCUAUUGAUGAAGCAUAUCUUGACAUUACAUCGCCUGUACAAAAAAGACUUGAAACAUUAAAUAUACAAGCACUAAGUAGUGACAUGAUGCCUCAUACAUUUGCCCUGGGCUACGACAGUAUGGAGGAGUUUGUAUCAGAAGUGCACGCAUGCGGCUCAGACUCUAUUGAAUUUGAUUAUGAACAUGCCAAGAAACUGCUUGUGGGGGCUCUGAUAGUUAGUGAGAUUAGAGCUGCAGUGUUUAAUGAAACAGGUUACACCUGUUCAGCCGGAAUAGCCCACAACAAGAUUUUAGCAAAGCUGGUGUGCGGCAUGAACAAGCCCAACAAACAAACUGUGUUGCCGAAACACUCUGUCGACAUUUUAUACAAAACUUUAUCAAUAAAGAAAGUGAAACAUUUAGGAGGGAAGUUUGGCGACGCUGUGUGCGAAGUGCUGAGAAUCAAAACCAUGGCGGAAUUACAACAUUUUACUGAAAAAGAGCUCCAAGCCAAAUUCGAUGAAAAAAACGGUACUUGGCUGUACAACAUUGCACGUGGAACCGAUCUAGAACCGGUACAAGCACGAUUCAAUCCCAAAAGCAUUGGCUGCUGCAAACAACUUAGAGGCAAAGCAGCACUUCUAGACUUGGAUAGCUUAAAGAAGUGGUUGAAAGACUUGGGAGACGAAAUCGAGGACCGAUUGGAAAAGGAUGCGCUGGAAAAUAAUAGAACCCCGAAGCAAAUGGUUGUAAGCUUUUCCUUGCAAGUUGAUGGCAGAGACAUCAGUAGUUCAAGGUCGUAUAAUUUCACAUCUGAAGAUGACCUGUGCGGUGAAACUUUUUCGAAUAAAGCGUUGGAAUUGGUUAUGGAUAGCUCUGAAGGGUGCAAAACAAAAGAUGGUGAAACUAACAGAAGAUUAAAAGCUCCUUUCAAAUUUCUAGGCAUUAGCGUCGGCAAAUUUGAGGACAAUAACGAAACAAAGAAAACUAAAACAAUUAAUGACUAUUUUUCAGCUGGUUCCUCGAAAGAUAUACAUACUUCUAAUGAAAGUAGUACUAAAAUGAAAAAUAUUCCUAAAAAUAAUGAAGGCAAAAACUAUGUUCUGCAAAAAUUUUUAAAUAGCGGGAAAGGUUCCCAAAAAGUUGAUAUUAGAAAGGAAGAAGAGAAACUAGGUAAUGCGGGAGUCAUAGAAGCAACUCUGGAUCGACAAGAAUCAUUCUUCGCUAAAUAUCUCAACAAAUAUAAUAACACAAACACAAAUCAAUUACAAGAAUCUGAUGUCAAUAAAGAAAAAUCUCAUAUAAAUGUAAAUAGUUGUAAUAAUAUAGUACAUUCUAUAGAUAAUGUGGAAGGUAACUCUAAUCUUAAACUUAAUUCUACUGAUAAUGAAGCUAUGAAUGUAGUUAAUAAUUCGAAUACAAUAGAAUGUAAAGUUAUUCCUUGUGGCGAUGACAGCAAUGAUACAAAUUAUUCUAGUUCGACAAUUAAUGACGAAAUAAAUAAAAGUAUUGCUCUUUUUGAAGAAGACCCAGAAGAAAUCGUUCGUGUCAGUAAUAUGAGAGAACUACUGAAUAAAAAAGAAGAGACAUUAGAAAAUGACGUAACACACAAAAAUUAUGAAAGAAAUACAGUUGAACCGCAACCGACACGUCUAUCACCCUUGCUGCCUAAACCCAAAGAUGUUAGCAUUAUAAAUUGCUCUGAAUGUGGAAAACCAAUACCUGUAAAUAAAUUAGAUGAACAUGCUGAUUAUCAUUUAGCGUUAAAGUUAAGAGAGGAAGAGAGAAAUGAAGUGCGUAAAGAAAGAGAAAUUAAUGCUGUAAAAGAUCUGGACAACAAAGAAAAACACCAUAAAAAGAAACCAAUUUCGGAAGAAAUGAACAAUAAAAAUGAGACACUGACAUCAAUUACAAGUUUUUUAACAAAGAUAGACAAUGGAGUACCCACAAGAAUUUGUUCAGAAUGUGGAAAGAAAAUUGUUGUAGAAAAGUUUUUAGAACAUCAAGAUUUUCAUGAAGCCCAAAAGUUAAGUAGAGAGUUAAAUAAGAGAACAGCUUUUCCUCAUACAAGUGUAACAAGUACGAGUAGUAGUAAAAGGAAGAGGAAACCUGGUUCACCAACCAAGAAGCCUAAAAUGCAAUGCAAGUCAAUAGAUCUGUUUUUUCGGUAACAUAAUGAGUUUUUCUGUAGUUUUCGAAUAUUUAAAAAUUAAUAGCAAUGGACUGAAUCAUGCGAAUAUUUAUAUUGUACAAUGUGUAAAUAAAAUUAAGUUGUUUCA
Bicyclus anynana (squinting bush brown) is the source of this 2784-nucleotide messenger RNA. RefSeq names its product DNA polymerase eta (gene DNApol-eta). Lineage: Eukaryota; Metazoa; Arthropoda; Insecta; Lepidoptera; Nymphalidae. Gene Ontology annotation, cellular component: nucleus; replication fork; site of double-strand break. The transcript has 8 exons. Gene Ontology annotation, biological process: error-prone translesion synthesis; response to radiation. Gene Ontology annotation, molecular function: DNA-directed DNA polymerase activity; damaged DNA binding. The record is from RefSeq and is a predicted model, not a curated record. Bases 190 to 2676 code for a protein of 828 amino acids.